Cucumis melo (muskmelon) is the source of this 2418-nucleotide messenger RNA. RefSeq names its product cation/H(+) antiporter 3-like. The record is from RefSeq and is a predicted model, not a curated record. Bases 1 to 2400 code for a protein of 799 amino acids. The transcript is spliced from 3 exons. Gene Ontology annotation, biological process: regulation of pH; proton transmembrane transport. Gene Ontology annotation, cellular component: membrane; endomembrane system. NCBI's taxonomy places the organism in Eukaryota, Viridiplantae, Streptophyta, Magnoliopsida, Cucurbitales, Cucurbitaceae. Gene Ontology annotation, molecular function: antiporter activity.
AUGGGAGAGGAGAUACGGUUGAAUCCAAAUAUGACAAGUACAAUUUGUAUAGAUAUUCCAACUUAUGUAAAUUCCAAAGGUUUAUGGGUUGAUGACUCUGAAUGGUGGUUGAAGCCAUCUUUGCCUCUUCUUGAGCUUCAGUUGAUUGUGUUAUCCUUCUCCUUGGCAAUUACAUAUUUCUUUCUCAAGCGUUUUGGUAUCUCCAAGAUUUCCUGUCAAAUUCUUGUCGGGUUGGCAUUCGGGUGGUCAUGGAAUGAAGGGGAGGAGGCAAAACUACAGCAUUUGAAUGUGGGGAGUCAAGAUGUGUUAGUGUUACUAGCAAAUUUUGGGUAUACAUUGUACAUAUUACUAACUGUAGCAAAAUAUGAUUUAAAAAUGACAAUAAGAACCGGAAAAGCUUCAUUAAUCAUUGGCAUGUCAGCCUUGUUACUCCCUCUAAUCAUACAGACAUUGGUAGAAAGUAUGGCUGUUGAAGAGUGGGAAUUAACAGAGAUACAAAUAGGAUCCCUCCCCUUGUUGAUUAGCUUUCAUGCAACAACUUCAUUUCCUGUUGUUGCUUCACUUGUAAAAGAGCUUCAUAUUAUGAACUCAGAAUUGGGGCGUUUAGGUCUUUCAUCUGCCUUGGUCAGUGACAUUUUUGGUACAUUCAUUAUGAUCAUAAAAGGGCAAAUCCUACAGUACCGUAUAAACCCUUCACUAAUGUCGACUGAAAUAGGUGUCUAUAUAAUGCUCAUACUUGUGGCUUUGUUUGUGUUAAGACCUGCAAUGCUUUGGAUUAUCAAACACACCCCUCAAGGAAUGGCUGUGAAGAACUGUUACAUUGAAGGAGUUAUUUUUGUAACUCUUUUGUACACUGUUUUGGAGACUUUUACAGGUCAUGCUUGCAUUAUAGGAGCUUAUGUUUUGGGGUUGGCCAUUCCUGAUGGAGCUCCUUUAGCAUCAACACUUGUGAAUAAAAUUGAGUGCCUUGUUGAAAAUGUUUUUAUGCCUAUUUUUGUCACUACCUGUGCUUUGAGAGCUGAUUUGUCAAAGAUUUCAUCCACUACGUUUGAUGUUGUUUUCACUAAAUUGAACGUAACUCUGCUUUGUGUGGCCUGUACUGUCAAAUUAGUAGCUUCUGUUUCGUCUUCUAAGUAUUGCAAGUUGCCCUUCAAGGAUGCUUUGGCACUUUCUCUUAUCAUGUGCUCCAAAGGUCCUGUGGAAUUGAUUACCUACACAAUGUCCACAGACUACAAUGCUGUCGACCGUGAGCUUUUUGGAUGCUUCGUUGUUUACAUAUUGUUGUUUGCAACCAUAGUGCCAAUUGGAGUUAAAGGGUUGUAUGAUCCUUCAAGGAAAUAUGCUGGCUACCAAAAUAGAAACAUCAUGCAUUUGAACCGCUUCAAUGAUGAGCUUAGACUCCUUGCCUGCAUUCACCAACAUGAAAACGUUAAUGCCAUUAUUCAUCUUUUGAAUCUUUCGUGCCCUACAAUCGAGAACCCAAUUAUUGUUCAUUUAUUCCAUCUCAUCGAGCUACCAGGUCGAUUCGCUCCCAUCUUCAUUUCACACAAGCGUCAGAACAACCCCUUCGACAAGCGCUCCUACUCCCGACACAUCAUUCAUGCCUUUGAUAAGUUUGAGAGAGAGAAUGAUGGGACAGUGUAUGUUGAAUGCUUCACUGCUGUCUCACCAUGCACGGUCAUGCACAACGAUGUAUGCACAUUGGCACUUGACAAGACUGCAUCAUUUAUAAUACUUCCUUUCCAUAUAACAUGGACCAUGGAUGGUUACAUCGAAAGAGUUGACAACAACGUCAGGAUAUUGAACUACAACGUCCUCAAAAGAGCUCCUUGUUCAAUUGGCAUCUUCAUCGACAGAGGAAAAUUAGAACAUAUCAGAGCAAGAAUGUCGUCAUCGAGAAUGACAAGUAGUUACUCAGUGUGUGUUAUUUUCCUGGGAGGGAAGGAUGAUAGGGAGGCACUAUCAUAUGCUAAACGUAUGGUAAAGGACUUGAGAGUGGAGCUAACAGUGCUUCGACUGAAGGCACCGGAAGAUUACCAAAAUAGAUCAAAGUUACAUAACAGUUGGGAAUAUAUAAUGGAUGAAGAAGUUGUUAAAGAUUUUAAAGGAAAGUGUUUGGGAGAUGAGAGAGUUGUAUAUGAAGAAGAGGUUUGUGGAGAUGGACAAGAAACAGCAUUCUUACUUAGAAAAGUAGUAGAUAUGUUUGAUCUAAUGAUAGUAGGAAGAAGAAAUGGUUUAGAAACACCUCAAACUGAUGGUCUCAACGAAUGGAAUGAGUUUCCAGAGCUUGGACAUUUGGGAGAUUUGAUCGCCUCAAGUGACAUCAACAAUGGAACUUCGUUGUUGGUAAUACAACAACAACAAAUCUCACAUGACACUUCCAAGUAUAUUCGUCUUUAGGAUAUACAUAUGAGAAAA